This is a messenger RNA of Callorhinus ursinus (northern fur seal), 519 nucleotides long. RefSeq names its product olfactory receptor 52A1-like. Gene Ontology annotation, biological process: G protein-coupled receptor signaling pathway. NCBI's taxonomy places the organism in Eukaryota, Metazoa, Chordata, Mammalia, Carnivora, Otariidae. Gene Ontology annotation, cellular component: plasma membrane. The record is from RefSeq and is a predicted model, not a curated record. Gene Ontology annotation, molecular function: olfactory receptor activity; G protein-coupled receptor activity.
AUGAACAACCUCCAUGAGCCCAUGUACAUUUUUGUAGGCAUGCUAGGAGUCACAGAUAUUGCACUUGCAACCACCAUUAUGCCCAAGAUGCUUGGCAUAUUCUGGUUUCAUGUGCCAGAGGUUUAUUUUGAUUCUUGCUUGCUUCAAAUGUGGCUCAUCCACUCAUUUCAGUGCAUAGAGUCAGGCAUCCUCCUGGCCAUGGCUCUGGACCGUUAUGUGGCCAUCUGUUAUCCACUAAGACAUGGUGCCAUCUUCACCCACCAGCUGGUCACCCAAAUAGGGGCUGUGGUAACACUCAGGGCUGCCAUUCUGGUAGCCCCAUGCCUAGUACUGAUAAAGUGCCAGUUUCAAUUUUACCAUACAACCAUCAUCUCCCACUCCUACUGUGAGCAUAUGGCCAUCGUGAAACUGGCUGCAGAAAAUGUGCGGGUCAACAAAAUCUAUGGUUUGUUUGUGGCAUUCACUGUUGCAGGGUUCGACCUCACCUUCAUCACUUUGUCCUACAUACAUGCUUUUUAA